Molecule: messenger RNA, 1887 nt
Organism: Echinops telfairi (small Madagascar hedgehog)
Lineage: Eukaryota; Metazoa; Chordata; Mammalia; Afrosoricida; Tenrecidae
Gene: SHMT2
Product: serine hydroxymethyltransferase 2
Exons: 12
Coding region: 63-1577 (504 amino acids)
Biological process (GO): response to type I interferon; folic acid metabolic process; L-serine catabolic process
Cellular component (GO): BRISC complex; nucleus; mitochondrial matrix
Molecular function (GO): serine binding; protein homodimerization activity; glycine hydroxymethyltransferase activity
Source: RefSeq, a predicted model, not a curated record
UCCAGACCCCGGCUGCCCCGGACUAGAGUUGGCGGUUGGACCUCUGGAGACCUCCGGUUGCGAUGCUACCCUUUUCUUUCCUGCGGGCGGCCCUGCCCUUUCAGAGAUGCAGUCCGCUCAGCAGGAUGGUUGUGCGGACACAGCAUAGCAGAACGGCCCAGACGCAGACUGGGGACACAGCCAGCGGCUGGACAGGCCAGGAGAGCCUGUCGGACAGUGACCCUGAGAUGUGGGAGUUGCUGCAGAGGGAGAAGGACAGGCAGUGUCGUGGCCUGGAGCUCAUUGCCUCAGAGAACUUCUGCAGCCGAGCUGCCCUGGAGGUCCUGGGGUCCUGUCUGAACAACAAGUACUCGGAGGGUUAUCCUGGCAAGAGGUACUAUGGGGGAGCAGAGGUCGUGGAUGAGAUCGAGCUGCUGUGUCAGCGCCGAGCCUUGGAGGCCUUCGACCUGGAUCCUGCGAAGUGGGGGGUCAAUGUCCAGCCCUAUUCAGGGUCCCCAGCCAAUCUGGCCGCCUACACUGCCCUUCUGCAGCCUCAUGACCGGAUCAUGGGGUUGGACCUGCCUGACGGGGGCCAUCUCACGCAUGGCUACAUGUCUGAUGUCAAGCGGGUGUCAGCCACGUCCAUCUUCUUUGAGUCCAUGCCCUAUAAGCUGAACCCCCAGACUGGCCUCAUUGACUACGACCAGCUGGCCCUGACUGCCCGUCUCUUCCGACCACGGCUCAUCAUUGCUGGGACCAGUGCCUACGCUCGCCUCAUUGACUAUGCCCGAAUGCGAGAGGUGUGUGAUGAUGUCAAGGCGCACCUGCUGGCAGACAUGGCCCACAUCAGUGGCCUGGUGGCUGCCAAGGUGAUCCCCUCGCCUUUUGAGUACGCGGAUGUUGUCACCACCACCACUCACAAGACUCUUCGAGGGGCCAGGUCAGGCCUCAUUUUCUACCGGAGAGGGGUGCGGGCUGUGGACCCCAAGUCUGGCCGGGAGAUCCCUUACACAUUUGAAGACAGAAUCAACUUUGCCGUGUUCCCUUCACUACAGGGUGGCCCCCAUAACCAUGCCAUUGGGGCUGUUGCUGUGGCCCUAAAGCAGGUCUGCACGCCCAUGUUCCGAGAGUACUCCCUGCAGGUUCUGAGAAAUGCUCGGGCCAUGGCGGAUGCCCUGCUGGAGCGAGGCUACUCCCUGGUGUCUGGUGGCACCGACAACCACCUGGUGCUGGUGGACCUGAGGCCCAAGGGUCUGGAUGGAGCGCGCGCCGAGCGGGUGUUGGAGCUUGUGUCAAUCACCGCAAAUAAGAACACCUGCCCUGGAGACCGAAGUGCUGUCACACCUGGCGGCCUGCGGCUCGGAGCCCCUGCCUUGACCUCUCGACAGUUCCGGGAGGAAGACUUCCGUAGAGUGGUGAGCUUCAUAGAUGAAGGGGUCAACAUCGGCUUGGAAGUGAAGAGGAAGACUGCCAAGCUCCAGGACUUCAAAUCCUUCCUGCUCAAGGACCCAGAAACCAGGCAGCAGCUAACUGACCUCAGGCAACGGGUGGAGCAGUUUGCCAGAACCUUCCCCAUGCCUGGCUUUGAUGAGCGCUGAAGGCCCUGGGCCCUGAGGCCCCUCCCCGUAGACUGGACUCCCUUCUCCCCACUGCUGGGCCAGUGGAGCGGGGAGCAAAAAGGCCUCUGACUUACGGGAAGAGCCUUCCCAGAAUCCAUAGCAGAUGACCUUUUGUAGCAAGACUUAGAAAAGGGGUCUGGGCCUUUCUGCCUUAACUCUCUGCACCAUGAUCUCAGUGUUAAAGGCUCCUGCUCUUUCUCGGGGAGGGGGAGUUACCUUUCUGAGCCAGAGGGGGGGACUGGGCACAGUGCCCGCCUUCCUGUUUUUAUCAAAUAAAAUGCUAAGCUGC